Messenger RNA from Blastomyces gilchristii SLH14081, 1448 nucleotides. RefSeq names its product DRAP deaminase. The coding region runs from base 119 to 1018 and encodes 299 amino acids. The transcript has a single exon. The record is from RefSeq and is a predicted model, not a curated record. Lineage: Eukaryota; Fungi; Ascomycota; Eurotiomycetes; Onygenales; Ajellomycetaceae. Gene Ontology annotation, molecular function: catalytic activity.
UUUCCACGAGAAUAAAUAUAGAAAACUACAUAUUAAAAACAACAAAAUCCACACCAAAAUACCCAUGUGCAACUAACCACAACCCAUCCGCUACCUGUCAAAUCCUUCACCUCCAACAAUGACCCCCCCGACCACCCCCUCCCCCACCAUCACCGCCCUCACCUCCCACGAAAACAACCUCCAAACCCAUCUCCACUACCUCCGCGCCUGUCUCUCCCUAGCCCAAAAAUCCCCGCCAAAACCUACAAAUUUCCGCGUAGGCGCUAUUCUCCUCUCGCGAACCCUCCACGCCUCAGCAACAACAGAAACAACAACACAAACAUACGCCGACACAAUCCUUUCCACCGGCUACACCCUCGAGCUACCGGGAAACACGCACGCCGAACAAUGCGCCCUGGAAAAAUAUGCAGCGAGCCAUGGCGUGACUGAUGAGCGGAUAGGGGACAUUUUACCACCGCCUCUUUCUCCCGACGCGCGAAGCGCAGGUACGGGAACAGGGACGGGGACAGACAAAGACCAAGAACGUAAUCAUGAACAGAAGAUAGUCCUCUACGUCACUAUGGAACCAUGCGGGAAGCGGUUAUCGGGUAACACGCCGUGUGCGGCGCGGAUUAUUCAAACGAGCCGCUCGUCGUCCUCGUCGGAAAUAGAAAAUAAAACGUCACAUGGUCUCGAUGCUUCAAACGGGCCCGGUUCAAACGCCACGCGGAGAAAGUCCGGUAUUGACAAGGUGUACUUUGGCGUGAAAGAACCGGAGACAUUUGUGGGGGGUUCGGUGGGUUGUAGGAUGCUGGAUGAGGCCGGGGUGGAGUGGGAGGUUGUGGAGGGGAUGGAGGAGGAAAUUUUGAGCGUGGCGAAGGCGGGGCAUGGGGAUACAGCUGAUAGUCAGAAGGAGGGGAUGGAAGAUGACAGGCAGAGACAGGGGACUACUAUCGAUGAUAUUUCGGAGAAGGAGAGGAGGAGGCAGGCUGCGUUACCACGAAAUCCGAAGAAGAGGAUGAUGGAGGCGGAUAUCUAAGGGGCGAUAUUUUUUUUUUUUUUUUUUUUUUUUUUUUUUUUUUAACCGCAUGGAAAGUCAUAUAAUAAAAUUCUAAUUUAAUAAAAGUAGAUUGCUAGUAAUCCGCAUCUUCACCAAUCACACCACCACCGCCCGUAUAUAUGGUUUAAGGUAUAAAAAUGACUAAGAAGUGCCGUCUUCCCCUGGGUGUAGCCAAGAGGGCAAGAUGGCAUUAAGGCCUUGGAAAAGUGAGAGUGUGUUGCUCGUUGGGUGGGGGUCUGCUGCGUCUGAUGGGCUUAACGGGUAGGUAGGUAUGCACCACUCUCAAGGACGGUGUGGACUAGUAUCCGAUCAACGGCACACCAACUCCCCACUCGAAUUUACAAUAUAGCAGUUUGUGUCAAUUGGGCAGGGCAAGCCUGAAGUUGUUGCGGCUGCCGCUGGGUCUCGG